Peronospora matthiolae is the source of this 321-nucleotide messenger RNA. NCBI's taxonomy places the organism in Eukaryota, Oomycota, Peronosporomycetes, Peronosporales, Peronosporaceae. The record is from the annotation of a GenBank genome assembly.
AUGAUGGCUGCUCUGGUCCGUGGAUGUGCUGCUCGCCAGCCAACGGCAGCGCUGGCGAGUCGUACCCGCAUCCUACAGCAGCAGCAGUGCUUUCUAUGGGUGAAGGUGCAGGAAGGGCAGGACUCUAGCCGCGUAGCCAGUCGCAUGCAGACGAUUUUGGCGGAGGACGGCACGCUGAAAACGCUGGCGCUCAAGAGAUUCCACGAGAAAAAGUGGCAGAAGCGCAAGCGCAAGAACGAGGAGCAGACCAUUCGUCGCGCAAAUCGUCGUGUCGGUUCGAUGAUCGACUUCAUCUUGCGUCGCAAGAAAGCAGGAUACUAG